Messenger RNA from Megalopta genalis, 1675 nucleotides. NCBI's taxonomy places the organism in Eukaryota, Metazoa, Arthropoda, Insecta, Hymenoptera, Halictidae. The record is from RefSeq and is a predicted model, not a curated record.
UCCGUCUCACGAGGUGUCAGCACAAUAAAGGCGGACCGCGAGGCUUGAAGAAAUCGAUAUCUGCGUACUACUCUCGACUCUUUAAAAUUCGGUCCCAGCAACAGAUAGGGAGAUUUUACUGUAUUUCUAGUUUUCUCUUGCAAGGAGAUCAAUGUAAACUACUGUCAUGAAAACUUCUACUAUUGGCAGUUGCCUCCGGUUAUUUUCAACUGAAAACGUUGUACCAAAAGUUUGUAUCGUGGGUGCAGGACCUGCAGGUUUUUAUGCUGCACAGCAAUUGUUAAAGACUUCCAGUAAUGUACAUGUAGAUGUAUUGGAAAAAUUACCAGUACCAUAUGGUUUGGUACGUUUUGGAGUAGCUCCAGAUCAUCCAGAAGUUAAGAAUGUUAUUCAUACUUUCGAAAAAACAGCAUCUAAUCCGCGUUUUCAAUUUAUGGGAAACGUUAACAUAGGAAAAGAUGUUAGUAUGAAGCAAUUACAAGAAAUUUAUCAUGCUGUUUUGUUGACAUACGGCGCAGAAGAGGAUAAAGAGUUCAAUAUACCUGGUGAAAAUUUGGAUAAUGUAAUAUCAGGUCGACGAUUUGUCGGUUGGUAUAAUGGAGUACCAGCAGAUAGCAAUUUGAAACUGAAUUUGGAUGUAGAAGAAGCAGUUGUUCUGGGCCAAGGCAAUGUCGCCAUAGAUAUUGCAAGAAUUUUGUUAACACCAGUGGACAAAUUAAAGAAUACCGAUAUAACGUCAUUCGCCUUGGAACAGCUAUUGAGAAGCAAAGUACGCAAAGUUUCGUUGGUUGGAAGAAGGGGGCCAUUGCAAGCUGCUUUUACAAUAGCAGAAUUACGCGAAAUAAUCAAAUUAGAUGGUUGUAAAACUUACUGGCGUUCGACUGACUUUGAAGGUGUAAAGGACACAGUUGGCAGUUUGGCAAGGCCACGCAAAAGACUGACGGAACUCAUGCUGAAAUCCUUGGAAGAGACACCUGCGAACACAACGUUCAGUAUGAAGCAGUUACAUCCCAUAUUUCUAAGAAGUCCUAUAGAAUUUCUAGGCUCCAACAGUGUCAGCAGUGUUAAGCUAUCGAUAAAUAGACUGGAAGGAAAUGAUCCGCAAAAACAAAUAGCAGUACCUACCAAAUCAGUUGAAGAGAUUCCAUGCGGUUUGGCGUUCCGUAGUAUCGGAUAUAAAUCAAUCUCUAUCGAUGUAUCGCUACCGUUCGAUACCAAGAAUGGUCGCGUCAAAAAUGCAGCAGGCAAAGUUGCAGAUAAUAUUUACGCAGCCGGCUGGGUUGCAACAGGUCCUGUCGGCGUGAUAUUAUCGACGAUGACGAAUGCGUUCUAUGUCGGUGGAUUAAUAAACAAGGAGCUCUCAGCUGCAGGAAACAAAGCUGGAUCAGUAGGCUUGCGCCAAAUUCUUGAACAAAAAAAUAUAUGUUCGGUGUCGUAUAACGACUGGAAAAAAAUCGACGAAGUGGAGUGUGAGAGAGGAAAAGAAUUGGGAAAGCCAAGGGAAAAAAUAGUCGAUGUAAAUGAAAUGUUAGAAAUAGCUUUAAGAUGAUUGCAAUGAAAAGCCUUAUGGGGCAGGAAUUAAAAUCGAUGUUUACACUUUCUUAUAAUCUUACUUAUUUGUUAAAUAAAAUUGUUCUUGUUGCAGAAAAUAAAUAUCUACAACAGUAAAUUAAUA